Messenger RNA from Rattus norvegicus (Norway rat), 4047 nucleotides. RefSeq names its product glutaminyl-tRNA amidotransferase subunit QRSL1 (gene Qrsl1). Gene Ontology annotation, molecular function: glutaminase activity; glutaminyl-tRNA synthase (glutamine-hydrolyzing) activity; catalytic activity. NCBI's taxonomy places the organism in Eukaryota, Metazoa, Chordata, Mammalia, Rodentia, Muridae. Gene Ontology annotation, biological process: mitochondrial translation; translation; glutaminyl-tRNAGln biosynthesis via transamidation. Gene Ontology annotation, cellular component: glutamyl-tRNA(Gln) amidotransferase complex; mitochondrion. The record is from RefSeq and is a predicted model, not a curated record.
GACACUGGAAUUCAGACCCUGGUCCCUGUAUUUCUUUUGGGUGAGCUGUUUGUGUUCAAAGGUAUAUUGAACCGCCAAGGGUACUCAACUUUAGCCUGCCAUGUGAACUUUGUACAUUAAAACUUAACUUAAAAUGACGUUUAAAAUGUGCUCCUACAAUCUCUGGUUAUUUUAAAACAUGGCCUCAUGGAUCUCACCAGACAAAACAUUGAACGUGAGUGGACUUCAUCAAUCUUAUUUUUUAAUAAUUUAUUCUGGCAUCCAUUCGCUAUGCAAAUGCCGACUGCUUUAGUUCACUGUUGCUGAGCUGAUCAUGGUGAUUUAUCCUUCAGAAAAUCUCUAAAGGAAAAGAAAAUCCCCUUGUGGUGUGAGAAUCAGUAAGAUAUUUAAAAUAGAGUUUCCAUAAAUCUGCGACUGGCAGUGUCUUACCAAUCUGAGCUCUCCAGCCGCUUUAGGAGCCGAUUCUCUGUUACGCAUUGAUAAGAACCAGCAGCCAUGUUUUAAGGCCCACUUUUAAAAGCAUCUCGUCUCCUCGGGAGAGCGGGUAUCUGAAGUGUGGUCUCUGUUGUAGCCUCAAACCUCUAAUCCUCUGGCUCCAGCUCCUGAGGGCAGAGGGCAGACGCCUGUGUCAGGCCUGUCAAACGUCUCGUAACCACCUGCAGAUUAGUGAAUGUUUACUUACCAGUCUUCGUUUAAGUAAGUUCAGCGAGUUUCCUCAGUGAUGUAAUAUGCAUGUAUUCCCCUCUUUAAUUAUCCACCGAAGCUACUCGCUCUUCACAAGCAUUGCAACCAGUGAGUUAUUUACAUGUCUUAGAGCUGUGGGGCUGUCCCUCAGAGCUCUCCCUUCCCACUCCUGAAGUCUGGUUAAGAAGAAAAGCCAUUCCGUUUAUCUCUGGACUGCUCGAGCCCCAUGUUAAUAUUCAUGAGCGUCUGACACGUUCCAAGUGCAGGAGCAAGUGAGGUUUCCUGCCUUCAUCAGCCCACUUAGUGUAUGCCUUCCUACUCUGAGGAGAUGGCGCUUGACACAUAAUUCCUAUGGAAAUGCAGGCUUCCCUUUUACACAGCCGUCAGCGGAUGCUAAUGAGAGACAGUGUCUUUUUAAAAUUAUGAAAGCAGCAGACCGAUUUUGCAGCUUAAGUGGACCUGGUGAGAUUGCAUUUCCUAUAGAGCGCAAGUUAUUGUUAGGAACGUUUGUUCCUCAGUCCACAGUGUUACUUUUCAGUAUAAUGGCAGAUUAUACACAUCUACACAUUCACAUAUAUAUAUAUAUAUAUAUAUAAGAUCAGAAGCACCAACCAAAAGUAACUUCGGAUUGGGUGUGUCCAAACUGAGGUCUGCUUUUGUCUCCCUCACAUUGAUUUAUUUGUUUUACUGCAGUUUUUACUUACGGAGGUUCUUGGAGUAUUAUUGAGCCACAUGGAGAAUGGGACAGGGCGCUGUGCAGUGAGUGGUAUGGGAAGUUAUCCCAGGGGCUUUAGGUGAGACAAGGACAGGACCUGCAGCUCCCGUUAAGAGGAGUCCUUGCUAGGGCGUGGAUGUCAGGCAUGUACAGAGGUGUCUGGAUGAUGGCAUGUAGCAAGCCCUUACGGCUGCUGCAAUAAGACAGUUUUUCCUUCUGUAUCACAUGGCUGUAUGAUGCCUCAAAUUUUGCAUUAGCAUGUACUAUACAACAGCUUUCUUUUUAAAUAAUUGUUUAAAUUUUCAGUUGUUGUAGCUUUUAACUUUUUCGAUCCUUAUUUUUAAUGAUGGUUCUUAAACAUUUUAAACCUCCCUUGUAGCCCACACCCACCAGAGGUUGCAGGAAAGAAAGGCUAUGAGGAAAGCAGACCUGUUUAGAAAGGUUCCCUGGAGCGACUCCCUCUGUGUGGUCUGGAAAUCGGCAGUCAGCUCACAGGCCAUCAGUGGCAGCUCGAUCCACUUGCAAACACCUCAUGGAUACACCAGCAGUCCUGUUCGGUAGAGUCAGGAUAGCAAACACUGAUCUGCAGCAGUGGCACUGCCCAGCAGAGACAGCCAGGCCUCGACUCCGCACUAGUGAGCAGGAGCGACCAGGGCCAACAGGAAUGCCAGGAGAGGUUCUUGGCUGUGCCGUCUCAGCGAAGCAAAGACCCACCGGCGUUGCCCAGCUAGUGGUACCAGGGCACUCAGCCUCGCCACUCCGUGGAGUCUGAUUUAUACUUAUUUCCACUUCAAGUUGUGAUAAAAUAAGCAUGUGUAAUUUUUCAAUUAAUCUAAAAAUGUAUAUUUUUUCAUCUUGGAAAACUGAAACUCAGCACCUAUUAGCCCUGCCCCACCCCCAGUCUCUAGCAACCUUCCCCGGCUGUCCUCUGGAUCUGACUGUUCUGGGUACUUCCUGCUUGGGCUUCCUGCAUUCAUCGUCUUGUGACUGGUUAGCAGACAUAGCCUCCGGGUGCCCAGGCUGUGAGAUGGGCGUUCACUUUGUUGGAUAAUGAAAAGCUUUUCAAAAUGCACAUUUAACAAAUACUUCUUUUUAGAUGAGAGUGACUAACAUUUUAAAAUCUCAUCAGCGAUGCGGCUGAGACGUUAAACCACAGCUCACUACAAGUAAAUCUAUGAAUUGACCUGAUGGAUCAUAUAGGUUAAGAAUGUAUGGGCCGGAGAGCAGUUAAGAGCACUGUCUGCUUUACCAGAGGACCUGAGUUCAAAUCCCAGCAGCCACAUGGUGUCUCACAACCAUCUGUCAUGGGAUCCAAUGCCGUCUUCUGGGCUCUGGGGUCAGACACUGGCGGAUCCACCAGGAACCCUGCUGCCCAUUGCGGGACCGUUGGUUUCAAACCAAGCUAUGGCUUAGUUUCCCGACACGGCCUUAUUCCCCUGGUGAAUUCAAUGGACGUGCCAGGAAUCUUUACCAGAUGUGUGGACGAUACGGCGAUUGUGCUAGGUGUGCUGGCUGGACAUGACCCCAAAGAUUCCACCACAGUAAACGACCCUGUUAAGCCAACCACGCUUCCCAGCGUGCCGGAUGUGAGCGGACUGUGUAUUGGAAUUCCGAAGGAAUAUCUAGUACCAGAAUUGUCAAGUGAGAUACGGUCUCUCUGGUCCCAAGCUGCUGACCUCUUUGAGGCUGAAGGAGCCAGAGUGAUUGAGGUGUGUCUGCCACACACCUGCUACUCCAUCGUCUGCUACCACGUACUGUGCACAUCAGAAGUAGCAUCAAAUAUGGCGAGAUUUGACGGGCUACAGUACGGUCACAGGUCUGCUGUUGAUAUGUCGUCUACUGAAGCCCUGUAUGCGGCUACCAGACAGGAAGGGUUCAAUGACGUGGUGAAAGGAAGAAUUCUCUCGGGAAACUUUUUCUUAUUAAAAGAAAAUUAUGAGAAUUAUUUUGUCAAGGCACAGAAAGUGAGGCGUCUCAUUGUGAAUGAUUUCGUGAAUGUUUUUGGCUCUGGGGUGGAUGUCCUGCUGACACCCACCACCCUGACUCAGGCAGUGCCGUACUUGGAGUUCAUCAAAGAAGACAACAGGACACGCAGUGCCCAGGAUGACAUUUUCACGCAGGCUGUGAACAUGGCAGGCCUGCCAGCAGUGAAUGUCCCUGUGGCCCUCUCAAGCCAAGGGCUGCCAAUAGGACUGCAGCUAAUUGGACGGGCAUUCUGUGACCAGCAGCUUCUGACAGUUGCCAAGUGGUUUGAAAAACAAGUACAGUUUCCUGUUAUUCAACUGCAGGACCUCAUGGACGAUGGCUCCUUGGUUCCUGAGAAUGGAAAGUUAACUUCUGGUUCUCUAACCCAGUAGUGAUCAGAAUAACGUGCAAGUGGUCGGUGGGAGGAGGCUGGGGUCCUGCCUGGGCCUCAGGCUUGCUAGGCAAGCCCCCUGCCAUGGGACAGAAUCCCCACCUCCCCACCGUGCAGUUAGAUAGACUCCAAGAAGUGCUGUUCUCUAGAGUGUCAGUGACCAAGUUCACCGCCAACCCCGUCUGUCCUGGGGAUCACGUUCUCAAAUCCCUGAGAUGCUGUUAACUGUAAUAUUCUUUACAUUGUAUAUUGUGAUUGUAAAAUUCUAUAUUAAAAUGUUCUAUAAAUGCAA